Messenger RNA from Parasteatoda tepidariorum (common house spider), 1940 nucleotides. RefSeq names its product glutamyl-tRNA(Gln) amidotransferase subunit A, mitochondrial (gene GatA). Gene Ontology annotation, biological process: mitochondrial translation; glutaminyl-tRNAGln biosynthesis via transamidation. Gene Ontology annotation, molecular function: glutaminyl-tRNA synthase (glutamine-hydrolyzing) activity. The record is from RefSeq and is a predicted model, not a curated record. Lineage: Eukaryota; Metazoa; Arthropoda; Arachnida; Araneae; Theridiidae. Gene Ontology annotation, cellular component: glutamyl-tRNA(Gln) amidotransferase complex; mitochondrion.
UUUUAAUUUUAAAUCUUUUUUUUUUAAAUUUUUUUUCAAUAAAGGCAGUUAACUUUCAAUGUCAAAAGAAGGUAACUGGCAACUUUUGAUAUCUGAAGGAGAUCAUUUUGUUUGUUUAUUUUCUAUAAACUUGAACUGGAAUUUUUUUGUCACCAACAACAUAAUUGAAUUUGGAGUUGGUGAUUAUUGCACUUCAAUUCCAUAAGCUACAGUGAUAAUUUAUUCAUUACAUAGAAACUUUCAUGAAAUAGUGACGAUGACAUCGUAUCUUUCUAUGCCAAUUACUAAGAUUUCACCAUUAAUUCAAAAUAAAAGCAUCUCAGUUAAGGAACUGUUAAAUUUAUGCUUGGCCAGAAUUAAGAAAGCAAAGGAUUUAAAUGCUUUUAUUACUGUAACAGAAAAUGUAGCUCUAGAACAAGCUGAACAGUCCCAGAAACGUAUUUGUGAAGGUCAUUCAUUAGGAGUGCUGGAUGGAAUUCCUAUUGCUUUUAAGGACAACUGGAGUACCAGGGAUAUUCGGACAACUUGUGCCUCUAAAAUGUUGAGUAAUUAUGUUGCACCUUAUAAUGGCACUGUUGUACAAAAGCUUUAUGACAAAGGAAUUUGUCUAAUGGGGAAAACAAAUCUCGAUGAGUUUGCAAUGGGAUCAGCUACUGUUGACUCUUUUUUUGGACCAACAAAGAAUCCAUGGAGAUCUAGAUUGAAUUACAAAGUUAGGAAGCAGGCUGACUAUGACUUUCCAGAUAGUUUAUCAUUGAAAGAUGAUGAUUUUUUUAUUGCUGGUGGAAGUUCUGGUGGUGCUGCUGUUGCCGUAGCAUCUGGGAUGUGUUUUGGAGCUAUUGGCUCUGAUACUGGAGGCUCAACAAGAAGUCCAGCUGCCAUGUGUGGGGUGGUUGGAUUAAAACCCACUUAUGGAUUAAUUUCUCGUAACGGACUUAUACCACUCUGUAACUCUUUAGAUGUUCCUGGAAUUUUAACCAGAUCUGUUGAUGAUGCUGUUUUAUUAUUGAAUAAUCUAGCUGGCCCAGAUAUUUAUGAUUCAACAACUGUAAGUAAACAUUAUUCACCUUUUACGAUUCCAGACAAUGUGGAUGUACGACAUCUUCAUAUUGGAAUACCUAAUGAAUAUGAAUGUCCAGGAAUGUCACCUGAAGUGAUCGAAAGUUGGAGAAAUGUAGCAGACAAAUUUUCCAAUGCUGGUGCCAAAGUAUCCACCGUAUCACUGCCCCACACUAAAUAUUCCAUUAUGUGCUACUCAGUUCUCUGUUGUUGUGAUGUGGCAUCAAAUUUUGCUCGUUAUGAUGGAAUACGUUAUGGUCAUCGCAUGACUGAGAAGAAAACUGAUUCAGAUCAUCCCUAUGCUGUUACAAGACGUGAAGGUUUUGGUGAUGUGGUGAGAGAAAGGAUUCUAUCAGGAAAUUUCUUUUUACUUCGAAAAAAUUAUGAAAAAUAUUUCUUGAAAGCUGCAAAAGUCAGAAGACUCAUCUUUAAUGAUUUCAAAACUGUGUUUGAUGGUGGAAUAGAUCUGCUAUUGACUCCAGUCACUUUAAACGAAGCUGCGCCUUAUUCAGAAUGGACGAAAAUCGACAAUCGGGAACAUAACGCUGUAGACGAUUUUUGUACACAGUCUGUAAAUAUGGCUGGUUUGCCUGCUGUUAGUGUCCCAUGUGAACUUUCCAAAAGUGAACUACCCUUGAGUCUCCAGCUCAUUGGUCAGCCCUUUGGAGAACGGCAACUUCUAACUGCAGCAAAAUGGCUUGAAGAGCAAAUGAAAUUUCCCUCUUUGGAGAUAGAUUGAUGCACUUAUGCUUGCUUUAAAAAGUGACUCAGAUGACAAAGGAACUUCUAGGACAGGAGUGGUACUCCUUAAUUUCAAUGCAAUAUUUCACUAUCAUUUCUCACUGAACUGUAUUUAUAAAUAAAUUACUUUCAUUUCUUAA